This is a messenger RNA of Sycon ciliatum, 1768 nucleotides long. RefSeq names its product probable ethanolamine kinase. Gene Ontology annotation, biological process: phosphatidylethanolamine biosynthetic process. Gene Ontology annotation, molecular function: ethanolamine kinase activity. Gene Ontology annotation, cellular component: cytoplasm. NCBI's taxonomy places the organism in Eukaryota, Metazoa, Porifera, Calcarea, Leucosolenida, Sycettidae. The transcript has a single exon. The record is from RefSeq and is a predicted model, not a curated record. The coding region runs from base 334 to 1356 and encodes 340 amino acids.
UACUUGUUUGCAAAUUAUUAAUUUUAAUUAAUCUGAUCGAUCACUGGUAUUGGUGACAGGUGUUUGAGUGGUUUGAGAAGUCCAGGACAGUGAAGAGAACAAGAGCUAAGAGACGUGAUAAUUAUGAGGAGUCACCAAGCAACCGAGAGUCAGAACGACGGGUGAGUGUACGUGUGCGGGGUGUCUCGGAUCUGCAGAACGGCUGAUAUGAGUUGUGGAUAGGAAGAGGAAGCACAUGAGUGCACUGGAUCGUGGUUGUGGGCGCUCUUGUCAAAGACAUGUCGAACUGUGGUUCCUGAAUGGAGUGCUACGAAUUGUUUCCGCAAGACAAGAAUGGACGUGAAAGAAAUCAAACUUACCGUCAACUCUGAAGAAUCAGUGCUGGAUUUGAUCAGGCUCGUGCGACCUGAGUGGAAGUCGGACGACUCGCUAGCAAUUCGUGUGUUUCAAGGCGGUGUUGCGAAUCGCUUGUAUGGCGUUCUGGCCGAUGGGAACAGUGUGGCUCGCACCCUGCUGGUGAAGGUGUUCGGGGAAGGGAGUGACUUGCUCAUAGACCGACGCAAGGAACGGGAGCACAUUGAGCUGUUGUGGCGCCAUGGACACGCAGAGCCUCUAUGCGCCACGUUUGACAAUGGAUUCGUGUAUGGCUACAUCGUGGGUCGCCCACUGACGGUAACUUCGGCCAGACUUCCCCAUGUAUUCCCGAAGAUUGCGAGGCAGCUCGCCCGGGUACACAGUGUGCCGAAACCUGACGGACUGUUGAAUCCUGAGCCUGCAAUCCUGAGAAACCUUGUACAUUGGCUAGACUUGGUGCCUGAAACGUUUAGCAAGGCGGAUGUACAUCAACGUGUUGAUGCCAUUCUACAAAGUCGGUCUGUACUAAAAGCAGAGGUGAAGGCGUUAGUGGAUCGACUCCAGUCCCUCAAUUCACCCGUGGUAUUCGGUCACAAUGAUGUAAGACCAGAAAAUAUUUUGGAGCUUGAUGACAACCCCGAUCAGGUAGCUUUUAUUGAUCACGAGUACGCUGGCUGGAAUUACCGGUGUUUUGAUUUGGGGAACCUGUUCUGUAAAUACUGCGGCGUUGUUGAACACAUGGAUUCCUCGCUGUUCCCAAGCCAUGCAGAACAGGAGAGCUUUCUGCAAGUAUACAGUACUGAGGCAGCAGCUCUGCAGAGCAAAGGGGAUCACGAUGUCGCUACUCUAUACAACGAGGCGAGCCUGGGUGCAUUGGCCAGCAACAUGCAGUGGGCAAUCUGGUGUUUGGUACAAGCUGAGCACUCCCUGAUGGAGUUUGACUAUGUUGACUAUGCCGGUAACCUCUUGGCCGAGUAUUACCGCCAGAAAGCGUUGCGUUGAAUGGAACUAGCCAUUAUUAAAGUUCUUUUGACGAUUUGUGUUAAGGCAGCAAUAGCCUAUUUCUUUAAAUUUAUGUAUUAGUAAACAGCCUACGGGUAUCAACCGGAUCUCAUGUAUCAGCAUGCACGGCAAGAUCUAACUGGAUGUAGUCAGUAGUCCUGCGGCGCGGUGGUAUGGGGAGACUGAUGUGCAGAAUUCGUAUGCAGCCUGUGUUGCAAGACAGGGACUGAAGCAUGGCUCGGCAGUGUGAAUCAACGUACCAACUUACCAUGCUGCGCUUACUCAGAUAGCUGUUGCUCUUUCCUCGGAGAUAAUAAAAAAAUCAGAAAAAGGACACAAUUCAGGUUCAAUAACAUUUUGACGAAUUUGAACUGAUUUUCAUGAAUACUCUGAUAUUUUCAGUACACCCAAC